Molecule: messenger RNA, 5040 nt
Organism: Dama dama (fallow deer)
Lineage: Eukaryota; Metazoa; Chordata; Mammalia; Artiodactyla; Cervidae
Gene: MYO1D
Product: myosin ID
Exons: 22
Coding region: 64-3084 (1006 amino acids)
Biological process (GO): vesicle transport along actin filament; actin filament organization
Cellular component (GO): vesicle; plasma membrane; actin cytoskeleton
Molecular function (GO): actin filament binding; microfilament motor activity; ATP binding
Source: RefSeq, a predicted model, not a curated record
CGCGCCGUCCGAGCGCGCCCACCUGAGCCCGUCCGCGCCCACCUGAGCCCGUGCGCCGGCGCCAUGGCGGAGCAGGAGAGCCUGGAGUUCGGGAAGGCGGACUUCGUGCUGAUGGACACCGUCUCCAUGCCCGAGUUCAUGGCCAACCUCCGGCUCAGAUUUGAAAAAGGACGCAUCUACACAUUCAUUGGAGAAGUCGUCGUCUCUGUGAAUCCCUACAAGUCGUUGAACAUCUAUGGGAGAGACACGAUCGAGCAGUACAAAGGGCGUGAGCUAUACGAGAGACCCCCACAUCUUUUUGCCAUUGCUGAUGCUGCUUACAAGGCUAUGAAGAGGCGAUCGAAAGACACCUGCAUUGUGAUAUCAGGGGAAAGCGGAGCCGGUAAAACAGAAGCCAGUAAGUACAUCAUGCAGUACAUUGCGGCCAUCACCAACCCCAGUCAGAGAGCGGAGAUCGAAAGAGUGAAGAAUAUGUUGCUUAAGUCUAACUGUGUCCUGGAAGCUUUUGGAAACGCCAAAACCAACCGCAAUGACAACUCAAGCAGGUUUGGAAAAUACAUGGAUAUCAACUUUGAUUUCAAGGGAGACCCAAUUGGUGGACACAUCAAUAACUACUUAUUGGAGAAGUCUCGAGUCAUUGUGCAACAGCCAGGAGAAAGAAGCUUUCAUUCUUUCUAUCAGCUGCUGCAAGGAGGUUCAGACCAGAUGCUACGUUCUUUGCAUCUCCAGAAAUCCUUGUCAUCCUACAACUACAUCCAUGUUGGAGCCCAGCUAAAGUCGUCUAUCAAUGAUGCUGCAGAAUUCAAAGUAGUAGCCGAUGCCAUGAAAGUAAUUGGCUUCAAACCCGAGGAGAUUCAAACAGCGUAUAAAAUCUUGGCUGCUAUUCUUCACUUGGGAAAUUUAAAGUUUGUAGUGGAUGGUGACACCACUCUGAUUGAAGACGGCAAGCUUGUAUCUGUCAUCGCGGAAUUGCUGUCCACCAAGACGGACAUGGUGGAGAAAGCCCUCCUCUACCGGACAGUGGCCACGGGCCGCGACAUCAUCGACAAGCAGCACAGCGAACAGGAAGCCAGCUACGGGAGGGACGCCUUCGCCAAGGCCAUAUACGAGCGCCUUUUCUGUUGGAUUGUUUCCCGCAUCAAUGAUAUUAUUGAGGUCAAGAACUCAGACACCACCAUCCAUGGGAAGAACACUGUUAUUGGUGUCUUGGAUAUCUAUGGCUUUGAAAUCUUCGACAACAACAGCUUUGAGCAAUUCUGCAUCAAUUACUGCAACGAGAAGCUCCAGCAGCUGUUUAUUCAGCUGGUCCUGAAGCAAGAACAGGAGGAGUACCAGCGGGAAGGAAUCCCCUGGAAGCACAUCGAUUACUUCAACAAUCAGAUCAUCGUGGACCUGGUGGAGCAGCAGCACAAGGGGAUCAUUGCCAUCCUCGAUGACGCCUGCAUGAACGUUGGCAAAGUCACUGAUGAGAUGUUCCUAGAAGCACUUAACAGUAAACUGGGCAAACACGGUCAUUUUUCCAGCCGCAAGCUCUGCGCCUCAGACAAGAUCCUGGAGUUCGAUCGAGAUUUUCGAAUUCGACAUUAUGCAGGGGACGUGGUGUAUUCUGUCGUUGGUUUUAUUGACAAAAACAAAGACACUUUAUUUCAAGAUUUCAAGCGCCUCAUGUAUAACAGUUCAAAUCCUGUGCUGAAGAAUAUGUGGCCUGAAGGCAAGCUGAGCAUUACAGAGGUGACCAAGAGACCGCUGACCGCUGCCACCUUAUUUAAGAAUUCUAUGAUUGCUCUGGUAGACAACCUUGCAUCAAAGGAACCAUAUUACGUACGUUGCAUCAAACCCAACGACAUGAAAUCCCCACAGAUCUUUGAUGAUGAACGCUGCCGGCAUCAAGUAGAGUAUCUUGGACUCCUAGAAAACGUGAGGGUGCGUCGGGCAGGCUUUGCCUUCCGCCAGACCUACGAGAAGUUUCUUCACAGGUACAAAAUGAUCUCUGAAUUCACCUGGCCCAACCAUGACCUCCCCUCAGACAAAGAAGCUGUCAAGAAACUGGUCGAAUAUUGUGGCUUUCAGGACGAUGUGGCUUAUGGGAAGACCAAAAUUUUCAUUCGAACACCCCGAACAUUGUUUACCUUGGAAGAGCUCCGUGCUCAGAUGCUUGUAAGGAUUGUCCUCUUUCUACAAAAGGUGUGGCGGGGCACCCUGGCCCGCAUGCGGUACAAGAGGACCAAAGCAGCGCUGACAAUUAUCAGAUACUACCGUCGCUACAAAGUCAAGUCCUACAUCCACGAGGUGGCCAGACGCUUCCACGGCAUCAAGACCAUGAGGGACUAUGGCAAGCACGUGCAGUGGCCAACCCCGCCUAAAGUUCUUCACCGUUUUGAGGAGGUCCUACAGGCCAUUUUUAAUAGAUGGAGAGCAUCCCAACUUAUCAAGACCAUACCUGCUUCAGACUUGCCUCAAGUUAGGGCAAAGGUUGCAGCCGUGGAAAUGUUGAAGGGUCAACGGGCUGACCUUGGGCUCCAGAGAGCCUGGGAAGGCAACUAUCUUGCUUCGAAACCAGAUACACCUCAGACCUCAGGCACAUUCGUCCCCGUUGCGAAUGAACUGAAACGGAAGGACAAAUACAUGAACGUCCUCUUUUCCUGUCAUGUCCGUAAGGUGAAUCGAUUUAGUAAGGUGGAAGAUCGAGCAAUUUUUGUCACUGACCGUCACCUGUAUAAAAUGGAUCCCACUAAGCAGUACAAGGUGAUGAAGACUAUCCCUCUAUACAAUUUGACCGGUCUGAGCGUCUCCAAUGGAAAGGACCAACUUGUAGUGUUCCAUACAAAAGACAACAAAGACCUAAUUGUCUGCCUCUUCAGCAAACAGCCAACCCACGAGAGUCGAAUUGGAGAACUGGUUGGAGUCCUGGUGAAUCAUUUCAAGAGCGAGAAGCGCCACCUGCAAGUCAACGUCACCAACCCGGUCCAGUGCAGCCUGCACGGGAAGAAGUGCACAGUCUCCGUGGAGACACGGCUCAACCAGCCGCAGCCUGACUUCACCAAGAAUCGCUCGGGCUUCAUCCUCAGUGUGCCCGGCAACUGAGGCACAGGGAGACGAGGGCUGCCCGCCCAGCCACCACUAGACACCCGCUUGUCAGGGUCCAGGCUGGGAGGGAGCCCCCUGCCUCCCCUGCGACUCCUCCCCGAGGGCCAGCCCGGCUUCUGCCUUUGAUCUCUGCCUUCCUCUGUCCUGACUGUCCAUGGCUCCCUCAACAAAUCAAAGACCCUGUGUCCAGCCCAGCCUGCAGCAGCCCCUCCAAAACAGCUCCCCUCUGGUCAGCAAGGGCCACCCCCAUGCCAGGUCAGAUUGGCCUGCCUGGCCCUGUGACUGGCCCUGCCAGGGGAGGGCUGGGGGAGCCUGGAUGUCGUUUCCAACCAAAGCCAAGCCCCUGGAGUUGGGGGCGGCUGUGGGGAGGUAGCCCUGCCCUCUCUCUGGGGCCAGCUGCUCCUUCCUCCCCAAGGUGAUGGCAACCCCACACCCUGGUUCAGGGAGCUUCUCAGAGCUCCCCGUGGACCCCAUCUCCCCAGCAGCCCGCCAAGACCACCAGGUGAGCAGGUUCACCUGGAGAACCAGCCCCUCCGCCCAGGAGCCCCUGGCCAAAGGAGCCAUCCCGCCCAGCGGGCAGUCUGUCCUGCUCAGAGCCGGCCCCAGCCCCUUGACCCUCUGCCCAGAGAGCAUGGCUCUGGGAGUGCCACAGGAAUCGUCUUACUUAUCCAUGCAGCCCAGGCCGUGGUGGACUUACACUUAUUUCUGCAGUUAGGAGCAGGGUUACUAACCAGAUACCACGUCUGCUGUACCCACACUGGUGUCAGGAACACUAAUAAAAUGGAAUAAAAGGGGAGCACUCGGGGGUCUAGAAGUUUUCCCCCUCUAACGCCUCUGCCUCACACUCACAUGGAGAACCAGGCCGGGGGCGGGAGGGUCGGGGCCCACAGGAACUUGGGGAAUGGGAGCGAUAGGAAAGAGAGCGGGGGUCCUGGCACUGCGGGCCAGGCCAGGAUGCCCACCCAGGCCAGGAGAGUGGUCACCCUGCCAGUCCCUGCCCUGCAGAGGGUACGCGUGUUCCAGACGCCCCGGGACCACGCCGCACUCCCCUGGGCAGCCCCGGGCCUCCCAGCCUGGAACCUUCAAGAGUCAAGACCCAGGCACCCCAUGUGGUUAAGGGGGCGCUAAGAAUGAGCCCACGCCCCAGGUGGAGCCAGGCAGGGUGUCGAAAAGAACACUGUUUCGCCGCUGGGGCUCCUCCCCGACCCCCCUCCACGCUCCUCCCCCCGUCCCCCUCCACGUUCCUCCUACCCCACACCCCAGCCCCGCCUGGCACACCCAGGGCCCACCGCCACCCCGAGGAUGCCGAGCACAUGCACACCCCAUACCAUCCACAGCACAAGAGCCCUGCUGCCAUCCAGGUCUCUGAAACCCACUCUCAUCCUCCAAGCCUGGUCAGCUGCCCGCACAGGGCCCCAUUCAGCAACACCCACAGCUUUGCCAACUGCCUUGACACUAUCGGUCCUCCCUAACUGGAACAUCGCCUCUCCUUUCCACUUACUGCCCCAAACUUGUUGCUUUACUAGAUACAUGCAAAUGUUAUGUUUUAGACACACCAAAACAGAAUAUGCCAAACGAGUGCCUUUCGGAGGCUGGAGAGGAAGGGGGAGUCCGGAGUCCCACCUCCCACUGUUGGGUGUGGCCUCUGGCCCUUGAGCUCAGCGCCCCCCGGCUGAGGGCCGUUGCACCAGCACCGUCCACAAGCACUUUUUCAUGAUGUCCUGCAAGAAGUCAGUGUGUGCGGCCACUGAAGGAAAGAAUUUCAGGUGUGAUCACGGCGCCGAAGGCAAAGCAGGGGGGACACAGUGAUUGUAUGCAAUGAAGUGUUUUCUCGUGAUUUAGUUAAGUGUGGUUUUAUGGUUUGGUGCGUAUAUUCCUAUUUUCCAUUAAAUUAACUUUAUUUCUAAAGCAUAUUUUGAUUUAUCAUCAAGAGCAAUAAAGCAUUAAAUCUUA